CUACGGGCGACGCGGGCGCCGGGGAGCGCGGGGAGCGCGGGGAGCGCCGCCCCGGGCCGCUGCCAGACGCCGCCGAGAGGGAGCCCCGCAUGACAGCGCCCGGUGGGGCCGAAAGCCUCAUAAAGAAGAUCCCCAUCAUUUCUCAACAAUCAUAUAGCCACCCGAUGUAACAAUGGUACUAAUAUUGGGACGAAGACUAAACAGAGAGGAUCUUGGGGUGCGUGAUUCCCCAGCAACUAAGCGCAAAGUGUUUGAAAUGGACCCGAAAUCUCUGACAGGUCAUGAGUUUUUUGACUUCUCCUCAGGAUCAUCCCACGCCGAAAACAUUCUGCAGAUCUUUAAUGAAUUCCGAGAUAGCCGCCUCUUCACAGAUGUCAUCAUUUGCGUGGAAGGGAAAGAAUUUCCAUGCCACCGUGCCGUUCUCUCGGCCUGUAGCAGCUACUUCAGAGCGAUGUUCUGUAACGACCACCGGGAAAGCCGAGAGAUGCUGGUGGAGAUCAACGGUAUCUUGGCCGAGGCCAUGGAGUGUUUCUUACAGUACGUCUACACAGGCAAGGUGAAGAUCACGACUGAGAACGUCCAGUAUCUCUUUGAGACGUCGAGCCUCUUCCAGAUCAGUGUUCUCCGGGACGCAUGUGCCAAGUUCCUGGAGGAGCAGCUCGACCCGUGCAAUUGCUUGGGGAUCCAGCGCUUCGCAGACACCCACUCACUCAAGACCCUCUUCACCAAGUGCAAGACGUUCGCCUUGCAGACUUUCGAGGAUGUGUCCCAGCACGAGGAGUUCCUGGAGCUCGACAAGGACGAGCUCAUCGAUUACAUCUGCAGCGACGAACUGGUGAUCGGCAAAGAGGAGAUGGUCUUCGAGGCCGUGAUGCGCUGGGUCUACCGCGCCGUGGACCUGAGGCGGCCGCUGCUGCACGAGCUGCUGACGCAUGUCAGGCUCCCUCUGCUGCAUCCCAACUACUUUGUGCAGACCGUUGAGGUGGACCAAUUGAUCCAGAACUCUCCCGAGUGCUAUCAGCUGUUGCACGAGGCACGGCGAUACCACAUCCUCGGAAAUGAAAUGAUGUCUCCACGCACGCGGCCUCGGAGGUCAACCGGCUAUUCCGAGGUGAUCGUUGUCGUUGGCGGCUGUGAGCGAGUUGGGGGAUUUAAUCUUCCAUACACUGAGUGCUAUGAUCCCGUGACAGGAGAAUGGAAGUCUUUGGCGAAGCUUCCAGAAUUUACCAAGUCAGAGUAUGCAGUCUGUGCACUCAGGAAUGACAUUCUUGUCUCAGGUGGAAGAAUCAAUGGCCGUGACGUCUGGAUCUAUAACUCACAGUUAAAUAUCUGGAUCAGAGUUGCUUCCCUAAAUAAAGGCAGAUGGCGUCACAAAAUGGCUGUCCUCCUUGGUAAAGUAUAUGUUGUUGGAGGCUAUGAUGGGCAAAACAGACUCAGCAGCGUGGAAUGCUAUGACUCCUUUUCCAAUCGAUGGACUGAAGUGGCUCCCCUAAAGGAAGCUGUGAGUUCUCCUGCCGUGACGAGCUGUGUAAACAAAUUGUUUGUCAUUGGUGGAGGACCUGAUGAUAAUACUUGUUCUGAUAAGGUUCAAUCCUAUGAUCCAGAAACCAACUCUUGGCUCCUUCGUGCAGCUAUCCCCAUUGCCAAGAGAUGUAUAACAGCUGUUUCCUUAAACAACCUGAUCUAUGUUGCGGGUGGAUUGACCAAGGCAAUAUACUGUUAUGACCCAGUUGAAGAUUACUGGAUGCACGUACAGAAUACAUUCAGCCGGCAGGAAAACUGCGGGAUGUCGGUGUGUAACGGUAAAAUAUACAUCCUGGGUGGAAGACGGGAAAAUGGGGAAGCCACAGACACUAUUCUCUGUUACGAUCCUGCCACAAGUAUCAUCACAGGCGUCGCCGCGAUGCCCCGACCGGUGUCCUACCAUGGCUGUGUGACUAUUCAUAGAUACAAUGAGAAAUGCUUUAAGCUCUGAAGCCAAGGAUACCUCACCCAAGAAGCCACAGCAAUUCAAGAUACAAGAGGUUUGAGAAAAAGCGAAAAUCAAAAACUCAAUGGGAACUGACAUAUUUCCUCCUUUGUGCCAUGUAAAAAAAGGGGGGGUAAAGAUAAUCAUUGUGGUGCCUUUCUCCCCCCAAUACUGAUGUUUCAACCUGUAAUAACGCAUUUCCCAUAACUGAAGGGGAAAAAAAUCCUUUUGUUUGUUUGAAAGUAAUAGUGGUUGUGCUUGGGCGUUCAGAGCUUCCUUUUGCAAAUAUUUGUAAGAAACUUUUGUGUGGUAGGAAAUAGUGUCAACCUACAUUACUUUUAGGACUGUAUGAAUGAUUUCUUCAUUUCUUCAUUCUUCAUGUAUGAUUAUCUGCAAGACUGUAUAUUCCUUAUUUCGUGAUAGAACAAUUAAUUACGUGACAUCGGGCUUCAUUUAGUUUGAAUAUUAGAAUGCUUAAUAAUGAAUUCUUAAAGCAGUGGUUUUUAAAACCAUUUCCCCAGGGAGGGAAAAAAAACAUACUGAUUCGUUUUAUUGAAGAUUGUUUCUGUACUUGAUAAAAAUGUCAUGACAGUGUUUUCAUAUCAUAAUAUACUGAAUCAUCUAGGCUGUGUUCUUAAAAUUUCUGUCUCAUGGUUUGAGAAAGAGGUUUAUUUCAAGAGAGACAGAGAGAGAUGUGGUAGGGAAGAAAUAACAAAAACACAAGUCCUUAAGAUGGACGCUAAAAUUCUAGGCUGAUUUAAGUCACCGAAAUCUGUUUUGUAACUUUAUCCUAUAAAAACAGGGACAGUCUUUUUCCCUGGCACUGUAGGUUUGACCCCUGUAGUCCAGUACUUUGGAUGAGGGUCUUUUCCCUGGUGAGCCUGUUGAGAAUGGCUGAAAGUCCUGGGAGUCUUUACCCCUGAGUUGCCUGUCUAGGAUAAAGUGGGGACCACCUAUCUCAGUGGGUCCAUUUGGCUUGUAAAAUAUGCUAUCUUUAAAAGAUUGACAGUGGUAGUCGAGGCAUCUAAGAUGAAUCGUUCAUUUGUACCCCUUAUAUAGAUAGAGCUCUUUGCUCUCAAGUUCAUGUACUGGAAAUUACCUUGGUCUAGAUUUUUCAACUUCAAAUUUAAGGCUAACUAGUUUUUAAAGAGUAAUAUUAAGGUUAUUUGUUAAGGUGUAUGGAAUUGCAGGAGCAACUGCUUAAAUAAUUAUUAUUAUUGCUGAAUAGGCAGAAAUAAUUCACAGUAUUUUAAGGGUUUUCCAGGAGCCUGUUGUAUUUCAGUGUCCCAGGCACUAUGGUCUAACAUUACAAUUGCAUGCUCCUGUGAUUACAUAUAUAAUAAUAAUUGUAUAUGUAUAAUUGUAUAAGUGAGAAGUUACAAAUAUGAGAUUUGGUGUCACAGAUUUCUCUUGAAAUCUAGGUGAUUUACACCGAAACCCUAAUGUCGAUAUAAAUUACCUGUGUAUUUUCUCAUAUUAGAAUGAUCCAGAUUUCAAAUGAAAUAUCAAGCAUCAACUUUAAUGCUUAUUAGCUCGAACACUUAGUUGGACUCUGAAUUCCAAAAGAAAGCCUAGUUUUUAUUAUUCAGAUUAUAAUUUGAAAGAUGUACCUUCUGUGAUCUUUGUCAGCAAUUUAGGAAACAAAUUUUUUCUCAUUUUAGUUAAAAGAUGAUUAUAGUUACAGUCAGGAUAGAAGUACUUUAGUGAUUACUUUUUUCUUAAAGUAAAUAUCGACUUUCUUAUACCUUUUGUAGAUAAUGAAACCUAUUUAGUACAGAAAAAUCUCUGCAGUAAGGGAGAAAACCUUUGCAAUAAGUGAGUAUGAGGACAGUAUGAGUCUGAGCUGAGGUAAUAUUAUAGAAAUGAUGUGUGUUACGUAGUGUAUUUCUGAGAUCAUCCAGACACAUCACAAGACUUUCUCAAACUAAUCUGUAUUCUAGUACUUUUGUUUAUUGUAAAAGCAUUAACUCUUUACUUGUAUUUUAUUAUACAUUUGUUUUUUAAUAUCGAUGUGUUUAUUGUAAUCAUUUGAAAUGAAAUUCUAUAAAAUAGAAUUUGUUUAAACAUAAGUGUCAUACCAAUAUUGUUUAAGUUUUUUCUCAACAUAAUUUAAAGCUACAUCGGUUAAAUUGACUACCAAGAACGUAGCUUGAGUCCUAGGAAAUUAAAGUAACUAUUUUUGAAGCCGAAACUGAUACUUUCAUUUCCUCUAUCUUCCUUUAUUGGUUUUUGAUAAAUACUGAUGUUAACAUUGAUGGAGAAUUCUUAAAAUUCUGUCAAAAGGGAAAUAUCAGUGAAGUUUGUAUUUGAUUAUAUUCAUGUAGUCAUUUCAUAGUUGGAAAAUUUUCUGUGAUAAGUAAUACUCAUGUAAGCCUUUAGGUUAGUAUGUAUGUAUAUACAUGUAUAUAUGUAGAUAUAGUAUGGUCAUGUAUGCAUAAAUACAAACUCCCCAAAUUUGAUCAGUUUGUGAUUAUCAGGAAAAGGCACAUAAAGUAAAACUUAGUUGCCAUUUUUAAAUUCAGUUCCAGAAGUUCUUUCACUUGUGCAUUUCUAAAAUGUGUUUUUAUAUUUGCGAGUACAUAAUGACUAAUAGAAUGAUUUGUAGACAGAAUCUAUAUCAAACAUUUGGUUUUGCAAAAUUUGAAAACAAAUUUGAGGUAGAUAUAAGUUUGCAAAUCCCAGCUGUGAUACCUCAGUAGGACAGGGAAUUCAAGGGUAUGUUUUAUGGAUCAAUAGAAAAAAUAGUUUUACUUUUUAUGAACUUUAGUCCUUUGCCAGUUUUUUCUCUGUGUGAGUGGACUAUAAAGUAGUCUGGAUUUUACCACAAGACUUUCCUUUUCUCCUCUAAUCUUCCCACCCACUUGACUGCGCAACUAUGAAAUGAUAGCCUCUGGGUUCUUCAGUGACUGAAAGCUGACUCCUAGAUGACUGAAAUGCAAGUUGUUGUUUUUUCCUCGGGUAAAAAAAAAAUGAUGAAAAUACUCAGGGAGGGUAUUCGCUUUCAUUUUGCCCACUGGGGUGUUCACGGUGCCAUGAUUGAACUUGCAGUCUAUGAUUCUAGAGUAAAUUAAAUUUGAUCAAGGGGCUUCACACAUGACAGUGGUUAACAUUCAUUCUUUGAUACUGAAAAAAGGUGAAAAUGUUCUGUGGACUGAUUCAUUUUCUCUUAGUGAAAAUGACUUGUUUAUAUCUCUAUGUCAACUACCCUUUCGACUCUCAGGAAAGACAACGGUUCAGCUACACUACUUCUGUCAGUAUGCAAACCAGGUGUUUUUGUUUGUUUGUUUGUUUUUUCUGUUGUCUGGAUAUGACAAUAGAUUUUUUUUUUUAAAGAAUCGCUGUGAGAACUCAUACAUGAAAAGAGAGGGUUGAUUGUGUGUGCCUUUUUGUGUCUUGAGAUUUAUUUGUGGAAAAGACAAGAGAUUGCAUUCAUGUGGUGGCAGGUGAUAAGAUCGUCUCUUAAAGGCUUCCUGUGGAUUGCCUUUGUGUUACUACACUCAAGACACCAGCAAACCUCAACAGAAUUUUGGCCUUACUAGAAUUUACUGUGCAUUGUCCAUUGUACUGAAAACCAGGUUUACACCCCUAUCCCAUGAUUUUUAGUUAAAUAAAUUCGCCGUCCCAAGUAUCCAGAACAGGUUAAUUUGGUUACCUUCAGGCAGUAAAUUGGACUGGCUAGCUAUACCUCCUGUGACAUCCCACAUUAGGUGUUAGGAAAACCACUUGAGCCAGGCGUCUGAUAAUUCCAGAGACAUUUCAACGUAUUUCAGACAUUUUUAGUGUUUUAUAUGAAUGUUUUUACAUGUGUGAUUGCCUUAGAUAAUAAAUUUGUUUAGUGCUAAAGAUGAUUAUCAUUUUUGAAACAGCAGUUGUCAUAACUUAUUUUCUAUAUUGUUCCAAAGAAGAAUAUGUUUUCAUAUCUUCAAAAUAACAGCCUCUGCAUUAGGUUAUGUGCCUUAAGUUCUCUAGUGCUGUUUCCCAUUUGGCUUUUUUUUUUCUUCAUUAAAACUUAUGUGAGAUAAAUUGCCUAUGUACUCCCUAUGAAAUAAAGUUCCUUUCAAAAAGUUUUAAAUGAGCACCAGCCCUGUGGUUGUUUGGCAGAAUGAGACUGUUGAGAGAGGUUGUUGGGUGUUUGGAGUUUCGUUAAUAUAUUUCGGUUUGUUUCAUCUUUGAUACCACAGUGCUUUAUUGAAGAUAUUCGUUGAUUAAACUGUUGUCAUACUCACCUACCGGACCUCCACGUAACAUCAAGAAAGUAAAUCCACUUUUUUUCUAUUCUAAUGUACGACCUUUUUCCCUCCACAGGCGUUUUCAGAUGUAACCCUCCUGAGAAAAGUUUUACUCUUCCUUUCCCAGCGCUCCUCUCAUGGCUUCUGUAUUUAAAAUUCUUUGAGAGUUUCUGAGGCUAAGAUAACACAAUUACAGAGUAGGAUGAAAGCACAGUAUCCUUUACAACUUGUACAGACCUGUGGCAGCCGAGUCAUUUGCUUUCAAUUAAAGACUCCAGGUCUGCAGGGGAGAAAGGAAAACGCUUUGUGUUUCUUUGUUCCCAGUUCAAUUGUGUAGCACAUGAGUUGUGACAUGUUUUAAGUAUACUUUGUGCAUAGCUGAAUUUUGUAAAAAGCGGUAUCUAAUAAAAUGUCGUCUACCCCUAAUACUUGACUACAUGGUUUAUUAAAUUUUGUUUACCAAA
This is a messenger RNA of Sorex fumeus (smoky shrew), 6662 nucleotides long. It is a transcript of the gene KLHL24, whose product is annotated as kelch like family member 24. Gene Ontology annotation, molecular function: protein binding. The coding region runs from base 173 to 1975 and encodes 600 amino acids. The record is from RefSeq and is a predicted model, not a curated record. NCBI's taxonomy places the organism in Eukaryota, Metazoa, Chordata, Mammalia, Eulipotyphla, Soricidae. The transcript is spliced from 7 exons.